AUGAAUAUACACAGCACGUCCGCUGCACUGCCGCUGCAGCAGCCAGACCCCGCCCCCAGGCACCGCCGCACCUCGUCGCGCAACACGUCCAUCUCGUCGUCGUCGGUCGUCACCGUCAAGCGAGCAGCCUCACUGUCGCUCAGGGACACGCCGCCGAACCCCGAACCCCCCAAACCCCACACCGACCACCAGCGGGCCACACCGCCUCCAGCCGCCAGACGACGCUCCAGCGCAGCCAACCAGCUCGCCGAUGGUGCCAUUGGCCAAUUCCGCGACGGCGCUGCAAACAUCAAUCGCUGGUCGCAGAGCACCACCAGCAGCCGCUCGUCGCAGCCGCGGGAGAAAGACCGCGAGACGGGCGCCCCCCAGCCCAUCAACACCGCCCGCAAGCUGAGUCUCUCGAGCAGCGCGCUCCUCCAUGGAGCUGCGGCACAUCCUGCAUCGCCCUCACGCCUCAACAACACCCCAGUGCGCUCGCCCAAUUCGAGCCCCCGCCGCGUGCGUCCACGCUCGCCCGCAUACGGCCCUCCCGCAACCUCAGCAGCGCCGCCCCAGCUGCCUUCACUGCCGCCGAUCCUGCUCCCCGCCACCGUCUACGACCCCAACACCCCGACCAGCGCCUCGACGAACAACUCCCCCUCGACAGCUGGCCUCUUCACCCCUAGUGUGUUCGGCACCAGCCAGCCCAGGGAUUACUUCAAUUCGAAACCCCUAGCUCCCCCGCCCUCCAACCAACGACCGCCGUCUCGCAGCAAGGCCGAGCGCGUGCUGGGAAAGUCGCCCUUGGGCUCGCCCGCCAUCAUCGGAUUUCAAGAGGGGGACGCAAGGCACGACGCCCCGCCCGGUGCAGCUCGGCCCUCGACCACCCGCCGCCCGUCAGUGCCCACUUCAAGGAGCACCGUGCAGAAACCACCCCAAAGUGCGGGGCACCGGCAGGCUGCCUCUCGCGACCACACCAGGAACACGAGCAGGGACCAUCACGGAACCGCGACCCGCGACCACGGCCGGAGCACGAGCAAAGACCACCACCGAAGCGAGAGCAGCACAAGCGCCAGGUUGGAGGACAACGUCCAGGGCACCCCUCCCCGUUCGCGGGAGAAGAGGGAGAGGGACAAGAAGACGAUGCUGUCAAGAGCCCUGCAGAAGGCGAACACUGCAGUGCUGCUCGACAAUGCACAAAAUUUCGAGGGCGCCAUGGAGGCGUACGAGGAUGCGUGCAAGUUGCUGCAGCAGGUCAUGAUCCGCAGUUCUCAGGAGGAGGACCGGCGGAAAUUGGAUGCCAUUAAGCAGCGAGUAACAUACAACAAUCGCAUCGAGGAGCUGCGCCGAUUGGACCCUGGUUACUCAAACGGCAAUGGAAAGUCGCUCCCAGCUCGUCCGAUGAGCGGUGACUCGCUGGAUGAGCACCGAUCUAUGUUGCUCAUGGACGAUGAUGAUUCGGCCACAGUGCAGACAGCUUCGAUAGCGCGAAUUGUGAAUGAUCGUUCCGUAGACGAUCCGCCCUUCAGGGCCGAUCCGGAGCCGCCUCCGACACAACAGCUUCCUCUACGCAAGCCUGAAUCCGGAUCAAGAGAUUCAGUCAUUUCCACAGCUAUCAGAGAUGUACAGAGAGGUUUGCACAGCUCGCAGUUCAACCUGCAACCGCCGCCCGGGCGCAUGGCAACCCCAACACAGUCUCUGCGGGCUCCUGGGCUGGAACAGCCAAUGGACACGACAUACAUGCCUCCGCCUCUGUCGCCCAACAGGUCCAGAUCACCACUUCUCACCGGCAACAGGAUGUCGGAGCUGGGAGAACAGAACAUGUUACAGCCAGAGCAGACCGCAGAGUCAAAUCACCAGCGGGUGCACAGUAGCGAGUCGACAUCUUGGCUAGACACGAUUGACGAGUCUGGUGGUUCAUCGUGUUCAUCUUCUGUGCACUCACUAUCCCUCGACGGGGUGCGCCGGAAGCACAUCAGGAGCACAAGCGGAGCUACAGAAGCCGAAUUUGAUGCGGCAUUGGACGCGGCGGUUGAAGCCGCUUAUGACGAAGGAUACGAACCAUACGAUGACGAAGAACCAGCAGAUAUCAUUGCCACGAAACUAAAGAAUGUGGAACUGGCAAAGGAAAGAGUACGAGAAGCAGAACGAGAAGAGGCUAUAGCUGCAGCCAAGUACCGCUACAAAGAGACCCAGCUCCGAAACGAAGCGUUGCCGCACGUCAGGGAAAGUGCAGAUGUCGGGUUUAGCGAAGAGGCAGAAGAGGAGGAACGGCUGUUAGAUGAAAUGACUGAAUACAUGCUUGACGGCUUCGACUUUGACCUGCAAACAAAGUCCUCGCUGCCGCGGCAGUCAGAUUCGAGUGGCUUUUCUGGAAGCACAUACGGCAGUUCCGUGUCCUCGCACAGGACGACGGGUGGAACGUCACUGUCUACCGUUGCAGAGGUGUUACAGCCCAGAGGCCCUAAACCACCACCGGUACACUCGCCACCUGCUGUUCCCGCGCCUUCGGUCCCCGCUGGUCCACACACAGAGAAGCCACCGGUCCCAUUAAAGGACUCGCCACUCACUAUUCCCACUCAGCCCAAGUCUGCAGCUGCAGCCACGUUUGGUACACUCAGUCAUGCCGUGUCCGUCGAAACUGGCCUUGUGCCUGGAUCACCAAGGACUGGUAAAACUUCGGCAAUGGGCAUCAGGAAGAACAAGUCGUCGCUCAGUCUGAAGCAGCGCACGUUAUCGAUAUCGAGCCCAGAUGGUUCCGACGGGUCGAUUGGUACACCCCUGAGUCAAACAUUUUCACUUACUGGACACAAGCAGGGUGGUAUCGACCUCCCAUUGCCGACGCCCAGUAUCCCCACAUUCAACGUUGAUGGACUACCAAGUGGCGGCAUGCAUCUGUUUGAGAGCGACAUACAUUCGCCUUUCUCGCCAGGAUCACCAAGUCCAGCAGUGACUAACGCACCAAUACCGUUGGAACCAUGUCCAGACUCGUAUUUACUACGGCCGUUCUGGCUCAUGCGCUGCUUCUACCAAACUAUUGCACAUCCGCGAGGUGGCUACCUGUCCACCAAGCUGUUUAUCCCACGCGAUGUGUGGCGAGUGAAGGGUGUCAAGUUAAAGAACGUUGAAGACAAGAUUGCAAACUGCGAUUUGCUAACAGCAGCACUGCAAAAGCUGGCGGCUGCUGACACCUUGGAUGCGGAUGCCAUGCUCGAAGAGAUGCAGGCACUAGAGUUGGUCCUUGAUCAAGUGCAGACCGUAUUAGCAAAAAAGCUCGGCAACGAAGUCGGCGUGCACAGCGUGUCAACUCUCUUCAAAGACGCCUCCACCGUAGGCGAAGGAGCAUCCAUGGAAGGUAUCAGCCGAGUCGGUACCCUUGACCAGUCCGCGAAGAGCGCCAUCUCCCAGAGCAAAUCGUACCUCACCUCGUGGCGCAAACUCCGCUCCAAGAACUCUGGCAUAAACCUCGCCAGCAUGGCCAGCACAAGCGCAAGGAGCGAGGUCCCCAAGGACUCGCUCGUCAUGAACACUCUGCCCAUGACUAGCCUGCACACCAUCAGAUUCGCCAAACGCGACAUUUCCGGUUUGGUUUUCGAGGGCCCUAAUUCGGGGUACAUGAGCAGCUUGGCGCGCUUGUUUGAUGCAGCUCAAAUACUGGAUCAAAUCGCCCGCCAAGUCGAAGACCCGGGCCUCAAGCACUCGUCUUCCACGCACGUCGGCCUCGAACUCUCAGCCCGCCAUGCCGCAGAGUUCUUCGGCUUCUACGUUUGCCGCUUCGUGCUGACUGAUGUGACCAUGAUGCUGGACAAGUUCAUCAAGCGGGGAAGCGAGUGGGUGCUCGUCUAGCCCUGCCCGUCACCUCCCUGAUGUUGUACUUUUGUAAUGUAUGAAUUGUAAUGAGAGUCCGAAACAAAGCCUUUUUUCCACUCUCAUUACAAAGUAUUCUACGUACAUGCUUUUCCUUCUUACUUUCUUUCCUUUUUUCUUCUUUGGUCUGGCAUUGCGGCGUUGGUCAUGGAAACACUACAUCAUGCGGCGUUGUGUUUGCAUAGUCGAUGGCUUGGCUUGGCUUGGUCGCGCUUGGUUUUCUGUUUCACUGUCUAAAGAUAUCCCUCCAUAUAUGGCAAAUCAAAGGCCCGAGUCAUACUUUCCCG
Parastagonospora nodorum SN15 is the source of this 4133-nucleotide messenger RNA. RefSeq lists its product as hypothetical. The coding region runs from base 1 to 3825 and encodes 1274 amino acids. Lineage: Eukaryota; Fungi; Ascomycota; Dothideomycetes; Pleosporales; Phaeosphaeriaceae. The record is from RefSeq and is a predicted model, not a curated record. The transcript has 5 exons.